Messenger RNA from Astyanax mexicanus (Mexican tetra), 6987 nucleotides. It is a transcript of the gene kidins220a, whose product is annotated as kinase D-interacting substrate 220a. Gene Ontology annotation, molecular function: protein binding. The record is from RefSeq and is a predicted model, not a curated record. The coding region runs from base 188 to 5233 and encodes 1681 amino acids. Lineage: Eukaryota; Metazoa; Chordata; Actinopteri; Characiformes; Acestrorhamphidae. The transcript has 31 exons.
UUGAAGUUGCCCACUCCUCCUGUACAAAAUGGCUUCUAGUCAAAACAAGAGUAACACGUUGUAGAGGAGCUGGGAGUCAGAGGAGAGCAGAGGUCUGACUCGGAGAGUCUGCUGGACCCGGACAGCUCUGGACUUUAGCUGCAGAGCUCCGCGGGAGGAACGCGAGCGACGAGUCCUCGCAGCAGCCAUGGACACCACCAGCUCUCUGAAGAUGACCGCUGUGGCUGUUCAGAGCAUCUUCAGCCACAUUGAGGAAGAGAACUUGUCGGCCGUUCGAGCCUACCUGGACAAAUACCGGGAAGUGGACAGCAGGAGUGAGAAUGGGCAGACUCCUCUGAUGGCUGCAGCUGAGCAGGGCAGUCUUGAGAUUGUGCAGGAGCUCAUCAGGAGAGGAGCCAACGUCAAUCUGGAUGAUGUAGACUGCUGGACUGCACUGGUUUCUGCUGCCAAGGAGGGCCAUGUAGAAGUGGUGAAAGAGCUGUUGGACAACAAUGCAAAUGUGGAGCAUAGAGACAUGGGCGGCUGGACCGCUCUGAUGUGGGCCGCCUAUAAGGGUCGCGUGGAAGUGGCUCGUCUGCUGCUGGAGAAGGGAGCGAAUCCCAGCAUCACUGGACAGUACAGUGUAUACCCAAUCAUUUGGGCAGCCGGCCGAGGCCACGCAGAGAUCGUGCGGCUGCUUUUACAACACGGCGCUAAAGUCAACUGCUCUGACAAGUAUGGCACCACAGCGCUGAUCUGGGCAGCCAGGAAAGGACAUUAUGAAUGUGUUAUGCACCUGCUGGAGAACGGCGCCAAUGUGGACCAGGAAGGAGCGAACUCGAUGACGGCUCUGAUCGUGGCGGUGCGUGGUGGAUAUACUGAAGUGGUGAAAGAGCUGCUGAAGAGAAACCCCAAUGUCAACAUGACGGACAAGGAUGGUAACACGGCGCUGAUGAUCGCUGCCAUCGAGGGCCACACUGAGAUAGUGGAGGACCUGCUGGACGCAGACACAUAUGUCAACAUUCCUGACCGGAGUGGAGACACAGUUCUAAUUGCAGCUGUGAGAGGAGGCCACGUGGAGAUUGUCCGAGCUCUGCUACACAAAUACGCUGAUAUUGAUGUCAAGGGCCAGGACAGCAAGACCGCCCUUUACUGGUCUGUAGAAAAAGGCAAUGCCACUAUGGUACGAGAUAUCCUUCAGUGUAAUCCGGAUACAGAGGCCUGCACCAAGGAUGGGGAGACUCCACUUAUUAAAGCCACCAAGAUGAGAAACAUUGAGAUUGUUGAGCUUCUUCUUGAUAAAGGAGCUAAGGUGUCAGCGGUGGAUAAGAAAGGAGACACAGCCCUGCACAUCGCCAUCAAGGGCCGCAGCAGGAAGCUGGCAGAGCUGCUUCUGAGAAACCCUAAAGAUGGCCGCCUGCUCUACAAACCCAACAAGGAGGGCGAGACGCCAUACAACAUUGACUGCACCCACCAGAAGAGCAUCCUCACCCAGAUCUUUGGAGCCAAACACUUAUCUCCUACGGAGUGUGACGGGGACAUGCUGGGCUAUGACCUGUACAGCAGUGCGUUGGCAGACAUACUGAGCGAGCCCACCAUGCAGCCGCCCAUCUGCGUCGGCCUGUACGCCCAGUGGGGCAGCGGCAAGUCCUUUCUCCUCAAGAAACUGGAGGACGAGAUGAAGACGUUCGCUGGUCAGCAGGUGGAGCCAUUGCUGCAGUUCUCCUGGCUGGUGGUGGUGCUGUCCCUUCUGCUCUGUGGCUCUGUGGCUCUGAUCCUGGGCUUCACUGUUGAUACCAAGCUGGCCGUUGCUGUGGCCCUCAGCUUGCUUGCCCUGCUCUACAUCUUCUUCGUUCUGGUGUAUUUUGGAGGACGAAAAGGGGGUGAGAGCUGGAGCUGGGCGUGGAACAUCAGUACCCGGCUGGCCCGUCACAUCGGCUACCUGGAGCUGCUGCUCAAACUGAUGUUCGUAAACCCACCAGAGCUUCCCGAGCAGACCACCAAAGCCCUGCCUGUCAGGUUUUUAUUCACAGACUAUAACCGCCUGUCGAGUGUGGGUGGGGAAACCUCCAUGGCUGAGAUGAUUGCCACGCUGUCGGACGCCUGUGAAAGAGAGUUUGGCUUCAUGGCCACCAGACUCUUCAGGGUCUUUAAAAAUGACGAGUCACAAGGAAAGAAGUGGAAGAAGACGUGCUGUGUGCCGUCCUUUGUGCUGUUUGCGCUGACCCUGGCCUGUCUGGUGACCGGCAUGGCCCUGCUGGCUAUCUUCAAGGUGGAGCCUUCUAACAUCACUGUGAACGCAGUGCUGGUGGCCAUGGCCAGCGUGGUGGGUCUGGCCCUGCUGCUGAACUGCAGGACCUGGUGGCAGGUUGCUGAUUCUGUGCUGCACUCGCAAAGGAGGAGGCUGCACAGUGCAGCAAACAGCAUGCACAAGCUGAAGAGCGAGGGCUUCAUGAAGGUUCUGAAGUGUGAGGUGGAACUCAUGGCUAAAAUGGCGAAGACCAUCGAUGGCUUUACUCAGAAUCAGACUCGUCUGGUGGUCAUCAUCGACGGCCUGGAUUCCUGUGAGCAGGACAAAGUGCUGCAGAUGCUGGAUACGGUCAGGGUGCUCUUCUCCAAGGGCCCCUUUAUCUCCAUCUUUGCCAGUGACCCCCACAUUAUCAUCAAAGCCAUCAACCAGAACCUGAACAGCGUGCUGCGCGACUCCAACAUCAACGGCCACGACUACAUGCGAAACAUCGUGCACCUGCCCGUCUUCUUGAACAGCCGCGGCCUCAGCACAGCCAAAAAGCUCAGCAUGGCAGCGCCCACCAACGGAGACCUACUCAGCGCUGAGGCGUGGCAUGAAGAAAUGGACAGGAAGUUCCAGUCUCAGAACAGUCUUGGAGAGCAGGCAAAGCAGGGCAGCAAGACUGCUCUGAACCGCAGGGACACAUACCGGCGUCGUCAGAUGCAGCGCACCGUCACGCGUCAGAUGUCCUUUGACCUGACCAAGCUGUUGGUCACUGAGGACUGGUUCAGCGAUAUCAGCCCUCAGACCAUGAGACGACUGCUGAACAUCGUAUCAGUCACAGGUCGUCUUCUCCGAGCCAAUCAGAUCAUCUUUAACUGGGACCGGUUGGCCUCAUGGAUCAACCUGACGGAGGAGUGGCCCUACAGAACCUCCUGGCUCAUCCUCUUCCUCGAGGAGAACGACAUCGUCUCAGAGCAGGUCACGUUGAAGACCAUCUACGAGAGGAUUUCCAAGAACAUUCCAACCACCAAAGACGUGGAGCCCCUCCUGGAGAUUGAUGGAGACAUCCGCAGCUUUGAGGUGUUCCUGUCUUCUAGAACCCCCGUGCUCACCGCCCAUGAUGUAGAGAUGUUCCUGCCCUGCACCGUCAACCUGGACCCCAAACUCCGUGAGAUCAUUGCAGACGUGCGCGAUGCCCGUGAGCAGAUGCACGUCGGAGGAGUGAGCUAUCCCACACUGCCCCUGCAGGAGGCUCCAGCACGGACACACUCAGUGUUUGGUCAGGCGCCGGCAGCCUGCCCCCCCACCGCCUCCUUUCCCACACAGCCCCACAGCAGCUACUUCAGCGGCCUCACCGGCCCACAGCACCCCUUCUACAACCGGCCUUAUUUCCCUCAACAUGUUUAUCAUGUGCCCCGACAUUACCCUGGCAACCCCCUCCAUGCCCCUUCCCGCCCACCCUCCAAACUGGCCUUCCAUAAGGACCUCAGCUCUGGACUAGGUGUUAUCAGAGAAGAUUCCUAUGAGAGAACCCCCUCACCCUCUGUGACAAAGUCUCAGCCCCCCAGAGUGAAGCAGGGCUCUGGAGCUGCCGUACCUCCCGGCCCCCUCAGCUCUCUCAGUAUUGAGGGUGUGUGUGAGAGACUCAGGCAUAUCGACGGGCUGGAUGACAGCAUGCUGGAGCAGUACACCACCACUGUCAAAAAGGCGAACAUCAACGGCCGGGUCCUAUGCCAGUGUAACCUGGAUGAGCUGAGGAAGGAGAUGAACAUGAACUUCGGAGACUGGCAUCUCUUCAAGGCAGUGGUUCUGGAGCAGAGGCAGAUGGAGAGUCAGCUGCUGCAGGACGAGUGUGGAGCAGGCAGUGAGCAGGGCAGCAGCAUCCUGACUCAACCUGAUCCCACCUCCCUCCCCCCUGCAGCCCCACAGGAAGGAGCUCUGCACUACAGCCUCAACCUCAGCUUCGAGGAGCUCAGCACCGCCGGCCUGGAGGAGCCGGUCCGCCAGCCCGUCACCCAGUGGACGGUUGCAAGUCACAGGACUUCCAGCAUGACCAGCCUGAACUCUCAGGAGUCCUCCAACGACAUCAGCAAGCUGACAGACAGACAGCAAGCCGAGUACCGCAGUGCCUACCAGGAGUACAUUUCCCAAAUGGCUCAUGUGGAGCUGGAGAAAUCAGCCCAGACUAUGCUUGGCUCUGAAGACAAGGCCAAAGGUGGAGAUCAGGAGGCCUGCAAGCCCUUUAAGAGAAACCACAAAGCUGGAGACAGCAUGGCAGACUACGCCAAUGCCCAGGACGCUGGCCUGCUCCAUCCCAUCACAGAAGAGGACGAAAAGCCCGAACGGAGCGGAGCUGGCCGCAAAGCAGCCAUAGUCCACGGGCGUUUCCGCAGCGUGCCCUGCCAAGAAGAAGAGGAGGAUUCAGGCCCAGAGGAGACAGAUGCCACCCCUCUGCUCUGGGAAGACCACAGGGCGGCCGGAGAACAGCCGCUCCAGCCGAAAGCUGUAAAAAGCUUCAUCUCAGCAUCCACACUGGACAAGAAGGAGUCUUCAGAUUCAGGCAUGAGGUCCAGCGGGAGCUCCUCGGACCACUCCCUACAAGACGAUGAAGAAGAGGAAGAAGCAAACCUGCCAGAUAAAGCAGAGGCCCAGCAAGAUGGACGUCUGAUCCAGCUGGAGUUAGAUAGCCAGGCGCAUAAGCGUCUGAGCGGCCUUCAGGACCCGUCAGUAGCUCGCAUGUCCAUCUGCUCCGAGGCCCCGUCUGAGGGAAGCCCCCCAGCCAGCAGCCCAGAGGAAAACUGGCCCGUCUCAGCCGUCACCAACCUGAACCGGGCUACCAGCAACGUCCUGCUGAACAACAACAACGUAGACGAAGAGGGCCCGACCGAAAGCACACCGCUCAUCAUCGGACCAGGGACCGCUACAAUGCCCAACCAGAACCUGCUUGGCAGCCGUCUGAUGAGAACAACGUCUGGCGGACGAGACGCCGAGGGAGCUGAAGAACGGGAGAGCGUGCUGUGAAGACGGUCAUUGACCCAUUGAACGUUCUACCCUUCAGAAAAAUCUGAUCAUCAAAUCUAGUUAUCAUCUGCUACACAUACUGUACCAGUCAAAAGUUGGAACAUACAUUAAAUGUAGUGUUUUUUCAUGAUUACUAAAUGCUGACUAAAAGUCAUCCAAGCUAUGAAGAAAACACGUAUGGAAUUAUUUAUCAUCUUGGUAUUUUUUCAGUUUUAUCAGGUAGAGUCACCUGGAAUGGCUUUUAGUUAAUUACUUGAAUUUCUUGCCUUUUAAUGUAAGAAAUGAAAGUCAGUCAAUCCAAAAAAAUUCAAGAACGGAAGUAUCCUUAAGUGCAGUCGCAUCAAAACCAUCAAAACCAUUCUGAUGAAAAUAUCUAUAUUAGACAUCACAUUUUUAAUAAUGUAUUACAAGAAAAAAUUACAAUAUAUAAUAAUAUAAUAAUGUAUUGCGAUAUUGAUAUUUUGUCCCACCCCAUAGUAGUGAUGGAUUGGUGCACAGGAAAGCUGGAGUACUUUCAUUCACUUUUAUUCACAAAAAUAUCAAUAUUUGGUGCCACGUUUUUGAUGAUAUAUCACAAUAUUGAUAUUUUGUCCCAACCUAUAGUAAAUGGAUGGGUUGCUACACAGAAAAGCUGGUGUAGAUAUCAGUUUCAUUGUUCAAAAUAUCAAUAUUUGAGGCCAUGUUUUUGAUAAUGUAUCACAAAAGAAAAACUAUACAAUGUAUCGCAAUAUUGAUAUUUUGUCCCACCCCUUGUAGUGACGGAUAUCUACACAGUAAAAGCUGGUGUGGAUAUCACUUUCAUUCGUAAAAAUAUCCAUAUUUGAGGCCACGUUUUUGAUAAUGUAUCGCAAAAGAAAAUCGAUACAAUAUAUCGCAAUAUUGAUAUUUUGUCCCGCCUCUAGUAGUGAUAGAUUGCUGAACAGUAAAAGCUGGUGUGGAUAUCACUUUCAUUCAUAAAAAUAUCAAUAUUUGAGGCUACGUUUUAGAUAAUGUAUCGCAAAAUAAAAUCGAUUCAAUAUAUCGCAAAAUUGAUAUUUAUUACUUCUGUCCCACCCCUAGUAGUAGUAGUAGAUGGAUUGCUGCACAGAACAGCUGGUGUAGAUAUCAAUUUCAAUGUUUCAUAGUCACACAUAAUCUUAGCACUGAAGGCUAAUCAUUAGAAUUGUAUAGAAUGUGAAUGUAAAAUCUGUAGGCAAAUCUGCAUUUUAUGACAGAUUUUAUGAUUACAUUAAUGACAGAUUCAGUAUAAUAGGUCAGUUAGUGUUUUCGGACAAUCUAAAAAUAGCGUACAGAAAUUUGUCGCGUUUUAGGGAUUAGAAAAGCGUGAAGAGCAGUGAAGUAGAAGUGAGAUUGUAACUGUUUUAUAGGCCGUAAUUAGUAACAGUAAAGCUGUUAUCGUGGUCUCCUCAGUGUAUCAGAACUCUUAAUUAGCAACAGGUUAGUGUGACACUAAACAUGAAUGGGUAGCUCAUUAGUAGACCAUUAUCACAGUGAGGAGGAUAUAAAUGUGUUGGGUGGUGUUGUUGUUGUGAUGUGUAUCCACUUCAGUCUGCUAUUUAUUAAUAAUCAUUUGUGCUGAUCAGUGUUAGUUCCGGUGAAUGAAAAAAAGAAAAGAAAAUAAAAGAAGAGAAAAAAAAAGAAAAAUAUAGAAGCUGCCAGAAACUUGCAUGCUCUGUAAGUGUGGAGGAAAGUUGAUGUUUCCUCAAAAUGCACUGGGUUGCGUUUAAGGAAGUAAUAAACUUUUGUGCAUUUCA